Molecule: messenger RNA, 810 nt
Organism: Pomacea canaliculata
Lineage: Eukaryota; Metazoa; Mollusca; Gastropoda; Architaenioglossa; Ampullariidae
Product: 40S ribosomal protein S5-like
Biological process (GO): ribosomal small subunit assembly; translation
Cellular component (GO): cytosolic small ribosomal subunit; ribosome
Molecular function (GO): rRNA binding; structural constituent of ribosome; mRNA binding
Source: RefSeq, a predicted model, not a curated record
CUUUGAGAAGAGUUACAAUCCUUGGGACCCCGUGCAACGGAAGUGGACCCCGUUCGCUUGUGAACUUCCUUUCACGCUGGGUAGUCAAAUAUGGCGACCGAAAAUUGGGAUGAGCCAGCAUCUGCUGUGGCGGAAGCCAUGGCAGAAAUAAAAUUGUUCGGAAAAUGGUCUGCCGAUGAUGUUCAAGUAUCAGACAUCAGCUUGACGGAUUAUAUUGCAGUCAAGGAGAAGUAUGCCAAGUUUCUACCACAUUCUGCUGGACGUUACCAAGUCAAGCGUUUCCGCAAGGCUCAAUGCCCCAUUGUAGAGCGCUUAGCAUGCAGUCUGAUGAUGCACGGACGAAACAAUGGCAAGAAACUCAUGGCCAUUCGCAUUGUAAAGCAUGCUUUUGAGAUCAUCCACCUCUUGACUGGGAGGUGUAACCCCCUCCAAGUUGUGGUCAAUGCCAUUAUCAACAGUGGACCUCGUGAAGACUCCACUCGUAUUGGCCGUGCUGGCACAGUGCGACGACAGGCUGUUGAUGUUUCACCCCUGCGUCGUGUGAACCAGGCCAUCUGGCUUCUGUGCACUGGUGCCCGAGAGGCUGCUUUCCGCAACAUCAAGACCAUUGCAGAGUGUCUGGCUGAUGAGCUGAUCAACGCUGCCAAGGGCUCUUCCAACUCUCAUGCCAUCAAGAAGAAAGACGAGCUGGAGCGUGUUGCCAAGUCCAACCGAUAAGACUGUUUUCUUGGCAGGCUACUGCCAUGCAAAGUGCACUGUGCUUCUGCAGCAAAUUAAAGUAAACAAGUAUAAAAUGAGUUGUGGACAGCA